Molecule: messenger RNA, 810 nt
Organism: Clonostachys rhizophaga
Lineage: Eukaryota; Fungi; Ascomycota; Sordariomycetes; Hypocreales; Bionectriaceae
Source: the annotation of a GenBank genome assembly
AUGACGAUGGCGUCAAUACUGCAGGCAGUCGAGGACAUGAAAUCCGACAGCGGCAGGGACGACGACUCCCUUGGUGAGCUUCAAAGCCCCACCAAGUCAAGCCAUGGCGAUAUUGUCAGUGACCUUGUUGCCAAUGCGAGGCGAGAACGCAAGGUUCAGGAUCUUGAGAUAACCAAUGCGUCUCUUGAGGCUAUCAAUAGAACAUUGGAGCGCCAAUUAAGGAGGCAAACUGCCGAGCUACGACGAAUUCGUCGAAUGUCCCGAUCGGGCAAAAUGAUGUCCGCAGCUUCAAGCCGCGUUCCAUCUGCGGCUCUGCCUGAGGUGCCUGUCGACUUCUCAGACCCCAGCGGCGAAGAAAGCCAGGCAGAAGAAGAGCCUGAGUCGAUCCAUGAAUCCGAGUUUUCUAGUGACGAAGGCUCAGCAGAUGAGGCCUUGUCGCCUAAUGCCAAGAUGGCCAGCAGACGAAAGCAGGAGGAAAUCAGGCUUAAGCUAGACCUUACCAAGCAUCAAGAGCUACUUGUCGACAGCCAGAAGAUCAACCAGAGCAUCAAGCGCUGUUUAGACUGGACUGAGGGCUUGAUUAAGGAGGGACAGAAAGCAUUGGAAUACAAAGUCAGGGUUUCAGAUAUCAAAUUCGGUGGCCAUGUCCUCGCACCUCCCGACGACGACGAAGAGGAAAGAGGGAGUGCCAUUCAGGAAUUCGAUGCUGACGAACCAUUAUCCUUGGAAAAUCUUGAACCAUGGAGCGCAGCAUCCUCAAAGGAUCGCGAUAGUGGCAUUGAGCUACCCAGUGACAAGGGCUUGUCUUGA